Messenger RNA from Moneuplotes crassus, 1078 nucleotides. Lineage: Eukaryota; Ciliophora; Spirotrichea; Euplotida; Euplotidae. The record is from the annotation of a GenBank genome assembly.
UAAUAAUUAACAAUGGAUAAGGGAAAAACAAGUGUCACCUAUAACGCUGAACGAGUCAUUGGAAACGGAUCUUUUGGAGUUGUUUAUCAAGCAAGAGUCACCGAAACCGGAGAAGUAGUGGCUAUUAAGAAAGUAUACCAGGACAAAAGAUACAAAAACAGAGAACUUCAGAUUAUGAAAGAGCUAUUCCAUCCCAAUGUUAUUACCAUGAAGCAUGCUUUCUACACUAGUGGAGAUAAAACAGAUGAAGUUUAUUUAAAUGUUGUUAUGGACUACAUCCCUGAAACAGUAUACAGAGUUAUGAGGCACUAUGUCAAAAUGAAACAAAGUGUCCCCGUCCUUUUGGUUAAGCUGUAUGCCUACCAGAUGUUUAGAUCCCUUGCUUAUAUUCAUUCUCUUGGAAUUUGCCAUAGAGAUAUUAAGCCACAAAAUUUAUUAGUUGAUCCAACAACUCAUAUUUUAAAACUUUGAGAUUUCGGGUCAGCAAAGAAGUUGAUAAAGGGAGAACCAAAUGUUUCAUACAUCUGUUCUAGAUAUUACAGAGCCCCAGAACUGAUCUUUGGAUGCCAGGACUACAACAGCAUUAUUGAUGUAUGGAGUGUUGGAUGUGUCAUUGCUGAGCUUCUUCUCGGCCAACCACUUUUCCCAGGAGAAUCUGGAGUUGACCAGUUAGUAGAAAUCAUUAAGGUUCUCGGAACACCAACAAAGGAACAAAUUAUGGCAAUGAAUCCUAACUAUACUGAAUUCAAAUUCCCUCAGAUUAAAGCUCAUCCAUGGAGAAAAGUGUUUAGAUCAAAGACUCCAGCUGAUGCUAUUGAUUUCAUCUCAAAAGUACUUGUAUAUGAUCCAAAUGAAAGAUUACAGCCAAUGGAAUGCCUUUUGCACUCAUUCUUCGAUGAGCUUAGAGAAGAGGGAACUAAGUUGCCUAGUGGAAAUCCUCUCCCAGACCUAUUUAAUUUCACCAAAGAGGAAAAAUCUACAACUACUGCUGAAGUGAUCGAACAAUUGACCCCAUCCUGGUACACUGGAGGGCUGGAAUAAACAGUGGAAAUGACAGAGAGAGAAAGAAUGUGAUGUC